AUGCACCAUGGCAGCAAUUUCCUUCACCGCCUUUGAAAGCUGACCAAUCCUUAUAUAAAUAAACUUCUUCUCCAUUUAAUUCAUUCAAGUUCUUGAAAAAACAUAACAUUCUUUAUUAAUCAACAGAAAUAAAAACUAAUUCUUCAAUUUUCGUUUCUUGAUAAUAUACAGUUUAAUCAUGGCUUUAUAUCACAUAUUCUGCUUAAUUAACUUGCAGAAGGGGUCAUCCAACACAGAUUUAUUUUCUUGGUUAUUGCUUCACAUUGAUAUUUUAUUAUCUAAAUUGUUUUUCAAUAAGGUUAAUGUUUGCAUUAUUCAGAAAUUUUUCUCAAGAUUUUGGUUCUCUCUGCAAUCACAACUAGAGAGCAACAGCAAGAAUCAAGAUUCUGAGUUGUCCGAUAACCAGCAGUGUUGCUUGGACAGCAAGAAAGAUGACAGCAGCCUGAUCUGCAGAGAAGAAGUGGAGAUGGUGAUGGGAGAUUUAGGCCUUGUUUGCACUGUAGAAAGUGAGAAGCUUAAAGGUUCGAUGGGUUUCGAUGAGCUUUCGCAGGUGUUCGACGAAAAGGAGCCGAGUUUAGAUGAAAUUAAGGAAGCUUUUGAUGUUUUUGAUGUGAAUAAAGAUGGGUUUAUUGAUGCAGAGGAGUUGCAGAGAGUUCUUUGUAUAUUGGGAUUAAAGGAAGGAUUUGAGAUUCAAAAUUGCAGACAUAUGAUCAGAUCAUUUGAUGAUAACAAAGAUGGGAGAAUUGACUUCAAUGAGUUUGUGAAAUUCAUGGAGAAUAUCUUAUCUUGAUUGUAUUAUUUACUUAUUUUUGUUUCUGGUGAUUAUCUUGAUUAAAAUCACUGGAAAUUUGAAAUUCUUCUUGCACUA
Messenger RNA from Mercurialis annua (annual mercury), 868 nucleotides. Its product is annotated as probable calcium-binding protein CML46. NCBI's taxonomy places the organism in Eukaryota, Viridiplantae, Streptophyta, Magnoliopsida, Malpighiales, Euphorbiaceae. Gene Ontology annotation, molecular function: calcium ion binding. The transcript has a single exon. The record is from RefSeq and is a predicted model, not a curated record. Bases 179 to 790 code for a protein of 203 amino acids.